Messenger RNA from Ictalurus furcatus (blue catfish), 2844 nucleotides. Its product is annotated as zinc finger and SCAN domain-containing protein 2. The record is from RefSeq and is a predicted model, not a curated record. The transcript is spliced from 6 exons. Bases 144 to 1493 code for a protein of 449 amino acids. Gene Ontology annotation, molecular function: RNA polymerase II cis-regulatory region sequence-specific DNA binding; DNA-binding transcription factor activity. NCBI's taxonomy places the organism in Eukaryota, Metazoa, Chordata, Actinopteri, Siluriformes, Ictaluridae. Gene Ontology annotation, biological process: regulation of transcription by RNA polymerase II.
GUCCUUUCAGUAUUGAUGACGUCACAGCGUCAGCCCGUUUAUUAUUUGUGUAGUAAAACAGAAGUCUGAUUCGCUCCUGUAAGCGCUAAUCAAAGGUUAAUAACGGUGUUAUUAAGGGCUUAUUAGAGGUGGGAGGGUUCGUGAUGGCCGUGGAGGUGAGCAGCAUGUCGAGUGUUUUAGCGUUUCAGACUCAGAUCGCCUCAGUGAUGGAGGUGUUCGCUAACGCCGCUGUGGCGGAGAUUUGUAAAGUUGUGGAGGUGAGUUACACCGAGUUACAGAUGGAGAUGCUGAAGAGCCAGAAGGAGAACACUCUGCUCAAACGGAGGUUGAAGAUGAUCGAAAUGCGCGAGUCGUUUUAUAAAAGAGCCAACAGGCUGAAGGACUCGGCGGGGGGAGAGGGUGGAAGGGUGCGGGUGAAGAUCGGCACAAUACAGAGUGAACGGCGCCCCACUGAGGAAACAACACCACAUGAUCCUGUAAUACACACACCUGCUCAACAGGAGAGUGUGAUGGAGUGUGUGGAGCAGGACGGACAGUCGGACAUUCUCAUGCUGAAACAGGAGACAACAGAGACCCUCAGUAAAGAGCGAGACACAGAGACCAGAGAUACAACGGGCAGAGAAAACGUCCUGCAGCACGACUCGCUCCAACAACAGGAGUCUGAUGAAGAACGUGACUUUCUGAAGGAGGAGCAACGAGAGGAGCGAGGAGACGCAGAAGCACACGACGGAAGUUGUCCUGAUGAAGGCACUUCAAGUAUAGAAGCUGACAAUGACGUCACUGUUACAGAUGCAUCAUGGGAAGGCAGCAUGUUCGACUCCUCCCCACACAACCUCCCGUACUCUGGAGCUGACAUCAGUGCAGGAACGUCCGUUAACGAUUAUUUCCUGCACAGAGACGCUGUGUGUUCCUACGGCACCGAGGUCAGCUCUGUUAGUAACGCGUCUUUUCCUGAGACUCACUUCCCACACGCUGACAAGCGAAUGGUCUCUCAGUCCCAUGCCGGCCCGUUUAAACCCGACAGGUUCGUGGUGUGUAAAUAUUGUGGGAAACACUUCCCUCAUGCUAGCGCUCUAGUCCUGCACCAGCGUGUCCACACGGGCGAGAAGCCGUACUACUGCGCUCUCUGUGGGAAACGCUUCAGUCAGGCGUCCAGUCUGAAGAAACACUACGGCAUGCACCGAGGAGAGAAACCCUUCAGCUGCUUGCACUGCGGAAAACUCUUCUCGGAUCAGAGCAACCUGAAGAAGCACGUUAACGUGCACACGGGCGAGAAACCCUACGGCUGCGUGCAGUGCGGCAAAACCUUCAACCAGUCGUCCAACCUGAAGACACACAUGAAGAUCCACACGCGGGAGAAACCAUUUAGCUGCGAGCACUGUGGCCAGAUCUUCGCCUACAAGAGCAGUCUGGUGAAACAUCAGCAGAGGAACUGCCUUACUCUGCAGAACCCGCUCCAGAACCCGCUGCAGAACCCACUUCCACAGUUUUAGACCUUUCUGAGCCUGGAAGUCAUGUUCUGCAUCCAGCAGUUUUAUAAAUAUACUAUACGCAGUGAGGGUCUGUCUGCCCUGCUCUGGAUCUCCGCGUUCUUCCCUCUUUUCCAGAGAACAUUCCUGCACAGAUACUUCCAGGAGAACACGUCUCUGAAGUGUUCACUCGGUCUCCUGCCUGAUACAGACGCUCUCGUGAUGAUUUCUUUAGGUUAUGGUCCAUUUCCCAAGUGAAGCGGUAAAUACAGAGGAAAUAAAAAAGAAUUUCACUGCAAAUCAGGGUUUCCCUUUUAAUAAAUACCCAACUGUGUGUGUAUAGGAUGAUAGGAUUCAGUAUUAAAAUCAUGAAAGUGGCCACUGGAACGUGUCGUGUAAAUAAGUUGCAGUGAGAUGGUUUCGUUUUUCAGUUUCGUGCCUGUAGAAGAAUUAUUUUUUUAAUUCUGAAUGAACACAAAGUCACACUCCUGUAAGACUGAAAUGAACAGAGAGCUGCGUACAGUGCUUUAUUAUUAUUAUUAUUAUUAUUAUUAUUAUUAUUAUUAUUAUUAUGAAAGUCCCCUCUUGUGUAAAAAUAAAGUAUUACAAAACUUUAAAACUUAAAUACCAAGUUCACUUAUUGCAUUUAGAAAUCUGGAUGAAACAGACUGAGAGACGGAUAGAUGCUCGCUGUAAUACUGUCUGCAUCCACAGGGAGGCAGCACCACUACUAACCUUACAGGGAACUCUGUGUGUGUGUGUGUGUGUGUUUGUUUCUGGUGGAACGUUGUCCACAUUGCCCUUCUGUUACUCCACAUUGUCCUUAUUAUACACACAAACGAUCUCUCUCUCUCUCUCUCUCUCUCUCUCUCUCUCUUUUCCCUGUGAAGGAUUUCUGCUUCGUUUGUGGUUCCUGAGUAGAGGAGGAAAAAAAACUGGAUUACAUCUGUCAUUGUCUGUCUCUUUAUAUCUGUCUAUCUCUUUAUAUCUGUCUGCCUCUCUUUGUCUGUCUCUGUCUCUUUAUAUCUGUCUGUCUGUCUCUUUAUAUGUCUCUAUAUAUCUGUCUGUCUCUCUGUUUGUCUCUUAAUAUCUCUCUGUCUGUCUGUCUGUCUCUCUCUCUCUCUCUCUCUCUCUCUGUUAGACGGGUGUCUCUGGUUUGACAUUAUGUAGGUCAGCAGUUUUGAGUUACUGAUUAGAAACGUGUGUGUGAGUUUGUGUAUGAGACCGAGAGAGAAUGCAUUAGUAUGCUAACAUACAUGCACACACCCUCUCCUGUGAACCUGAACAUAGACAGGAAGUGGGGAAAUUGAGUGACUAAACAUUUCUCAUCAUGACAAAACCCAUAGAGAGAGAGAGAGACAUAUCAGUUUCUAAC